Molecule: messenger RNA, 4161 nt
Organism: Cinclus cinclus
Lineage: Eukaryota; Metazoa; Chordata; Aves; Passeriformes; Cinclidae
Gene: BORA
Product: BORA aurora kinase A activator
Exons: 12
Coding region: 334-2160 (608 amino acids)
Biological process (GO): activation of protein kinase activity; regulation of mitotic spindle organization; regulation of mitotic nuclear division
Cellular component (GO): nucleus; cytoplasm
Molecular function (GO): protein kinase binding
Source: RefSeq, a predicted model, not a curated record
GUUUGUUUGUUGGGUUUUUAUCUUCUAUGCUUGUUGCUUUGCCCUUGGUUGGGUGUGUUUUGGGUUUUCUUUAAUCCUUCAUGUUCGUUCUGAACUCGUUUUCAAAGUUGCUGUUUAUUUGUGGUUGUUUGUUUAAAUAAUUGCCCUAUUUAUUAAUUCUAUAUUAUUAGGUCCAAGCCAUCGGUGACUUUAGUUUUUGAAAUGUUGCUGGUGCCUUAAAAUGAUUAAUUCUACCUUCCCAAAGCCUUCAGGAUGGCCCUAAUACGUCAAAAGUGUGAUUUCGUUGUUUUCCUUAAUUUUGCUCUCCCUCUUUUUCAGGUAUAGCUUAGUGUUAUGGGUGAUACAGAAGAAGCUAAAAUGCAGAUAACACCAGAAACUCCAGGACGAGUCACAAUCCUGAAUCCCUUUGAAAGUCCCAGUGAUUAUUAUACUCUUCAGGAGCAGAUUGUUUCUAGUCCAUCAGUCUUUAAGGCAACAAAAUCCUCAUCUACACCAGGAAAAUUCAGAUGGUCUAUUGAUCAGCUGGCUCUAAUAAAUCCUGUGGAAAUCGACUCGGAAGACAUUCGACGCCAAGGAAUGUAUUUGAGCCAUGCUAGAAUUGAUAAGGAGACAGAAGACAGAAGGCAAAGAGCUAUUGAGGAGUUUUUCACAAAAAAACUCAUAGUUCCUUCUCCUUGGACUGAACAUGAAGGCAAGCAAGUUUCUCAGUUUAAUUCAACUAAAUCCAUAGAUAUAGAUAACAUUUCUCCAAUUGGAAGGCAGCUGAGCUUGCAGCCUGGGAAAAGCAAUGCUGCUUGUCAGACAGUACUGUCUUUACCAGUGGAUUUUAAUUUAGAGAAAAUUCUAGGUGAGUAUUUUAGAACCGAUGAAUUUGAAGAUCAGUCUCAGGAGAAUUUGAGCUCUUCAUCACUCAGAAGAAAGCUGUUUUUAGAAGAAAAUGGGAAUGUAUCUGCAUGUUUGUCACCUUCUCUGCAUAGUCCAUGUGGUAGUCAGCCACUUGGAGUACUUUGUUCAAUAGAAUUAUCUCCAGUCCGGUGCAGAAGCCCCCUGGACACAUCUAGUUCAGGUCAGUUUUCAUCAAGUCCUAUUCAGGGAGGAACAAGAGCUUAUAGUCUGGGAAGUAUAACCAGUCCCCCGUUUUCAGAGGGGUCUCCUGCACAUAAUGGUUCUCCUGCUUUUUCACCAAUUGCUUUUCACAUAAGAAAAACACCACUUUCAGACCAAAGAAAAUUUACAUUUCGUUCUCCAGAUAUUCCUUCUUCCUCAAAUAGAAUGACACCCCCAAGUACAAGAAGUCCUUACGUAGAUGGUUGUUCUCCAAUUAAAAAUUGCUCUCCUAUGAGGCUUGGAGCUUGUCGAGGUACUGCCCAGUAUCAGACUUCUGUCAUUAGAAUACCAAUUGCAGUUGAGAAUCAUGAUGAGGAUGAGGAAGACAAGGAAAAUAAUUCUUCAGCGGAAGCUCGGCUCCCAGAAAUGGAUAAUGGAUUAAACUUGCAUCAGGAAGACAGUGAUACUUUUGCACAUGGUACACAUCUUGUGGUGGCAACUGUGUCUAUUGCACCAGAUCACUCAGAAGGCCGUCAUCAAAGGUUGUCAUCAUUUAGGGAUAUAGAGGGCUUAAAGGAAAAUAAUACUGUAGACAUGGCUGAUGCAGCUGAAGUGUCAGAGGAAAACACUUGGAUAAAAGAAACAAUUGGGAGUAGCAAUACACCAAUGACCAGCUUUAUGACAGGCAUUACUUUCAGUAUUGAAAGCUCUCGCAUGUGCAUGUCACCUCUUGCAGAAAGCAGUGCAAUUCCUUGUGACAACAGUAGUAUUCAGGUGGACAGUGGUUACAAUACACAGACUUGUGGAAACAGCAUUAUGGAUACUGCGGGGGCUGAAAACAGCUGCCGAGAAAAUGAUGCAAAUACUGUCGUGUUUCAGAAUAAAUCUCAGCUGCUUAGAACAAAGGAGGAAUAUUCUGUUUUAAGCCAUAAGGACAAUCAUUUGCUAAGAACAACAUCUCCAGAAAAGCAAUCCUGUUUUCAAAAAGGAAAAACACAUAGCACAGUAUUUGCUCAAAAUGCAACUUCCAACAUUUCUACUUGGAAACAUAAAAAUGAGAAUCAAGUUCAGGGAUUUCACAAAAGUGUACUAAACUUGGAGUUGACCACCUGACACUACCACUGUCUCUGAAGAACACUUGUGUCUGAAUUGAUGCUCUGGUACUUCUUGAAAGGAACCUAAGAAGGUGCAAUAGGAUUUACUGGUCUCAGUACAUCACUAAGAAAAUAGUGCAGCCUUUCUUCUGUAAAAGCAAACCAUUACAUUUUUACUUCACUCUUAUGUUUAAUUCCUAUUAUUAUGUUGCUUACAGAAAUUACCAAAAUAUUUAGAUAAAUAGUUAAAAUAUAAUUAAUGUUUGCAUGCCAUUUAUUACCAAAAGUAUUAAUAUAAGUGAACCUUAGAUCCUUUCAAGAAAACCAUCAAUGAAUUAAAAUGAUGGAUUGAGACAGGAGUCAGAAGCCCAGAACUCUUUGUGUAAUCAAAUCACAUUUGGUUGAAUUUGCUUGUAUUUGUUUGAAAUUCUGGAACUUACGAAUGUGAAUGAGGGGAAAAGUCAGGGUAAUCUUGUGGCCCUAGUGACCAAGAGGGAAAGGAGAGAUAAGGGAUAAACAGAGCCCAGAAAUAUCAGUGUAUGUAGAGCUCUGGUAAAGUGCAUUGGAUUAAUGAAAAAGAGAAUUCCUUUUUAAACUGUUCCAGGUGAAGCAGUCUUCCUCUCUUUUCAUAGCAAGGAUGUCCCAGGAUACUGGAUGGAAGUUCUGCUUUCUGUUCUGUUCCACAAACCACAGAAAAGCUUGUAUACCAAAGUGACAGACAGUGGCUCAUAAGCAGCUUAUUGGCAUAUUAGGCCUGAAACCUAUUGGUCAUAUUGGUCAGAUCUAAAUUUGAAGGCAAGAUAGCAUUCUCAAAAGGCAAGGUGUAAACAGAAUCUCUUGGCAUCAAAAUCAGUGUGUUAGACUUGAGAUUUGUGUGUUGUUUGAAUAGAACAGUUCUUGAAUGCUUUCACUGAUAAUUUCCUAGUGAAGGCUUUCUGAAAAGCAUAUUUAAGAAAAAGGGAAACAUCUGUCUGCAUCACUUGAUUGUAGUUCUCACAUUGCAAAAAUAAAUAUAAAAAAAUUACUUUAGAAAUCUAAUGAGCAAACAUGAUGUGCAUUAUUUUUACUUCUGUAACAAUUUAAUUACUAGUUCUGUACUGCAUGUGGGAUUGACAGUAAUGGAAUCGAGUGUCAUCUACUAGCUAUUUCAUGACCUUCAAACAUUGUCCUACUAGAAGCUGGAACCAGACUGGAUUGGUAACAGUUAAGAGAUUAAUUUUGUUAAAAGUAGAAAAUUACCUCAGACAUUUUUAAAAUAGGGCCUUCAAAAUGUUCUUAGCUUUAGCUUGUAAAUUCUAUCACUCAAAAGUAGGCUACAACUUGUCUGAGAUUUAGAAGUUACAUAUGACCUUGUGUCAUUUGCUUCUCAUCAUAAUUUUAAAAAUAAUCAAUUGAAAAGACUGUACAAAGGAUUUAUUUUUGCAAUUGUGAUUACUAAAAUAGUAAUAUAAAUUUAAUUAAUGUUAAGCAGGGUAGCCCAAAUUAUGAUCAGUUUCUGAAUUUUUCUGAAGUUACAUGUAUAAUUGUUUUUCCUUUUAACUAAAUUUUUGAUAGUUUUUAAAAUAUGUUCAGUGCUCAGAGGCUUUUGAAGUAUUCACAAGUAAAAAAGCAAUCCCUAAAGUAUUUAAUUUCAUCCUGUAUUAGCAUUUUCUUGAAGGUAAGAAAAAAGAGCAGAAAUGGGUGAAUGUGAGAAAUAAUUAAGGAUGCCCCCACCUGGAUUGCCUGUAUUUUUUUGUCCUCUUUUGUAGACUGCAGUUAGAUGGGAAAUAUUUAUUUUAUGAAAACAUGCCUAUUUUUUUAUUAUGUUUGUAUAACUGAUUAGUAGAAGAAACCUGCUGUGCAAAUUACCGUGGAAGUCACUUGAUCAUUCUGUUUCUGUAGUUGUAAAUCCAUUGGUUGGCACACAUUGCACAAAAUGGUCAUUGUUUACAUUAAAUUAAUAUCAGUAGUUCUAACACGAGUCCUGUGACAUGUCUAACUGUAAACUGAACAGUGAAACGGAAUAAAGACAUUUCCUUAA